UGAUAUUGUUAUGUGUAUUAAUAUAGUUGGUGAUAUUGUUAUGUGUAUUAAUAUAGUUGAUGAUAUUGUUAUGUGUAUUAAUAUAGUUGAUGAUAUUGUUGUGUGUAUUCAUAUAGAUGGUGAUAUUGUUAUUUGUAUUGUGAGCAGACCAAGUACCUUAAGGUUGCUCUAAAGCGGAAAGGUGGAAUAAACGAGUCAGGAAAAAAAAAGUGAUCUAUUGAGGUAUUUCUUUCUUCUUAAUCACUCCAACACAAUCAAGGAUUAUCUCCCAUGGAAAACAAACAUCUUCUUCUUCACAAGAACAAGGUACAUAACGAGAGUAUCUUUAAACUGUGACACAAAUCACAGGUGUGUCACCGCCUUAACGAUCCGUCCGUGGAGAGCUCCCUUCGGGUGGUGGCCAUUCCCCAGAGGUAGUUUGUUCCCUUCGUCUCCCUGUCGAAAGACUUCAGGACAAAUAGUUGGAAGGACCCCCGUGGAGAAGCCAGUACCAAGUUCUUCUGACCACCCCCACUGUGGUAAAGGUUGCUGAGAGAGAAUCCUGGACACACCUGUCACACUGCAGACGAGUUCCUGAUCCAGAAGAAGAUGGGGCCUCACCAGUUCCUGAUCCAGAAGAAGAUGGGGCUUAACCAGUUCCGGUGGUGCAGUGUGGCCCUCAUCUGCGUUAGCACAGGAAUGCUAAUAAGAACAGUAGGUUGUCCUCUUGUGGGAAAACUGACAGAUGGUGAGAUAAGCCCCGAGCCAAAGGGGCCAAUGCAGGCCCAGAGUAGUGGCCCAGAAGUAAAUGGUAAUGACAGAAUGAGUCCUGAGUCAAAGGGGCUAUCACUGGCCCAAAGUAGUGGCCCAGAAGUAGAUGGUAAUGACAGAAGGAGUCCUGAGCCAAAGGAACCAACGCAGGCCUGUAGUAGUGGCCCAGAAGUAGAUGGUAAUGACAGAAGGAGUCCUGAGCCAAAGGAACCAACGCAGGCCUGUAGUAGUGGCCCAGAAGUAGAUGGUAAUGACAGAAGGAGUCCUGAGCCAAAGGAACCAAUGCAGACCUGUAGUAAUGGACUAGAAGUAGAUGGUCAUCGUAGAAGGACAGCCCUGCUGGGACCUCACCAACAUGAGGACAAUUUGUUCUUAUCUAGAGCAGAAAUGGUUGCCAACAAGACAUCCAAAGAAAAUGACUGUUGGGUGUGUGGGAUGGGUCCGGUUAAGGUAGGGGCAGGCUUGACACUUAUGGGAGUCCCAAUAUGGGUAAACUUUACUAUAGCAUUGGCAGGAAAAAUACCUUUUAAUACUAUGACCAACAAUGUUAAGGUAUAUAAUCAACCCAAUAUAUCCUAUUACCUGAGGCCUGGUAAUGUCUCAAUCUUGCCCAUUUCAGUGGCUGGGGUGAUGACUGCCCCUUGGUGUAUUAGAGGAUAUGGAGAUCAUCAUUUGGGUGAAUUGAAAUGUAAUUGUACUAUGAAUCUUAAUGGAUCAAAUGCUUGCGAUUUAACAGUAAUACAGGAGAAUCGUCAGGCAGAUAAGGAACCAUUUAAAAUGUGGGUUGACAGACAUAGUACAACUCUGAGAGGAGCCCCAAAUGGCACCUAUUGGCUGUGUGGUAAGAUGGCUUACUAUAGCCUGCCCUCGAACUGGGGAGGUACUUGUACUGUUGGGUUUGUGGUAACAGCUAUGAGAACCGUUCCAAAUAAUGAGAGGGAUCUGAUGGCUCUGUUUAAAGACUACAAACUUCCUGGAAUGAGGAGAGAUAAGAGGUCUCUAGCUGACGUCACUCACGCUCAGGCACCUGCCUCCAGGUUCUUUGGUGUGUUUUUCUCUGGGUAUGGAGUUGUAUGUGCCCUAGACCAAAUUCAUGACAUCUCUAGACACAGAGAGAAAAUUGGCAAUGCUAGUAGAAAUGCCCUGGAACAAUUGAAUAGGGAACUAAAAGAAUUGCUUAAGUUAUCUCUGCAAAACAGAGAGGCUCUUGACUAUCUUCUGGCAGGUCAAGGGGGCUCUUGUGCAAUCAUUGGCAAUGAAUGUUGUAUUUUUGUUCUCCCAGAUCACUCUCCUAAUGUGACUGAUCUCGCCACUGCUGCUAAGAAAAAUCCCCCAAAACCAGAGUGGAUGCUUGCAACUUGGUUGGAAUCCCUGUUUGGAAGUUGGGGUUGCAGCGGUGGCUGGGCAGCAGCGUGCAUUUUUUGCUUAGUUUGCCUGAUUAUUAUUAACUAUAUAUUAUUGUUAUUAUUAUAAGGCUAUCUGUGCCUCCUAAUAGUAAAGGCUAAUAAGAUCUCAGCAGCUGUCAUGUUUAAUGCUCCUUUCAGAGGACGAUUGGACUGAUGAGCUGCAGACUCUGGAUGAGCUUCCAUUUCCCCCUGUAGAGAAGGAUGAUGAGUAAUGAUUGAAGCUUGUUUUCGUUUAACAAGGUUAGAAGGUAAAUUCAUUGAAAAGACAGCACCAAUUUUAUGAAGGGGUGUCCACCUUGUAGUGUACCGUGGUUCGUCCUUUAAAAGACAGCUUGUAUGGUGCCGCAGAAUUCUAUGGCACGUUAUUUAAGUGUCAGCCACUUUUACCAUUA
This is a messenger RNA of Salmo salar (Atlantic salmon), 2548 nucleotides long. NCBI's taxonomy places the organism in Eukaryota, Metazoa, Chordata, Actinopteri, Salmoniformes, Salmonidae. The record is from RefSeq and is a predicted model, not a curated record.